Molecule: messenger RNA, 539 nt
Organism: Nestor notabilis (Kea)
Lineage: Eukaryota; Metazoa; Chordata; Aves; Psittaciformes; Psittacidae
Gene: CABP7
Product: calcium binding protein 7
Exons: 4
Molecular function (GO): calcium ion binding
Source: RefSeq, a predicted model, not a curated record
AGAUCCGUGAAGCCUUCAAGGUGUUCGACCGGGAUGGCAACGGCUUCAUCUCCAAGCAGGAACUGGGCACAGCCAUGCGCUCCCUGGGCUACAUGCCCAACGAGGUGGAGCUGGAAGUCAUCAUCCAGCGCCUUGACAUGGAUGGUGACGGGCAGGUGGACUUCGAGGAGUUCGUAACGCUGUUGGGGCCCAAGUUGUCCACAUCCGGCAUCCCGGAGAAGUUCCACGGCACCGACUUCGACACCGUGUUCUGGAAGUGCGACAUGCAGAAGCUGACGGUGGAUGAGCUGAAACGGCUCCUGUACGAGACCUUCUGCGAGCACCUGUCCAUGAAGGACAUCGAGAACAUCAUCAUGACGGAGGAGGAGAGCCACAUGGGCACAGCCGAGGAGUGCCCCGUCGACGUGGAGACCUGCUCCAGCCAGCAGAUCCGCCAGACCUGUGUGCGCAAGAGCCUCAUCUGCGCCUUCGCCAUCGCCUUCAUCAUCAGCGUGAUGCUCAUUGCCGCCAACCAGGUGCUGCGCAGUGGCAUGAAGUAA